ACUUACUUGCUUUGCUAGUUUACAAUUAUGAUUAAACCAUGGGUUUCUUAUCUCAUUUCAUUUUUUUCCUUUUGGACUGGGACAAACUUGUCUGCUGCCUCCUUACACUUCUGUGUGAUGUAGUGAUGUAGUCCAUCAUGUCUUGAACCGUCUUUCCUCUGAACUCUGUUUCCCAAGCUAUUUCAGUUAGAAAUUUUCUCAUCUACUCAUUUCUAAUGUGUGUGUGCUUUGGGUUGAUGUCCUUGUUUUGUGUGUUUGUGCAUUAGGUUGUUGUCCUUGUUUUGUGUGUGCAUUUUUUGCAAAUAUGAAAAUAUUAAAAAUGUUUUCAUAUUGUCUGUUUCAAAAUUUCACCAAAUUCGUUUUUUUUCAGGAUAGUUGCUGAGUGAUAGAAGGAUAAUCUAAUGGAUAUGGAUGCAUUCUUGGCCGCAAGGCAAUGGGAGCUGGAGUUCAACAGAUCAUCGAAACUCAUAAUUGAAGAACUUAAUAAAAAAUGGCUGGCUAUGAAGAGAUCCUUCUUAUACAAGGAGCAAGAGCUGGCAAAGCUACACAGGCAGGCCCCAAUAUUUGUGAGUAGAGUGAAGGCUACAAGUAAAUACAGUGAUGGUGCUAGCAGUAACAGUAGUAGUGGGAGUAGUAGCAGCACCAAUAGUGAUGUCACACAAAAGAACUGGAAAGUUAAAAAAAAAAUUGAGGGAUCCAGCAUGUGCUUUAGUAAUGAACAAACAAAUAGUCCUGAAAUCGUAAGAAAAAGGGGAAAUCGUAAACUUACCUGCAGUGUUUGUGGUCUUAUGUGUCAGCAUAAUGCUCACUUUCAAAUUCAUAUGCGCACUCAUACUGGUGAAAAGCCAUUUAAAUGUGGUUACUGUGAACGAGCUUUUGCGCAGAAAUCUGACUUGACAAAACAUGAGCGUAUCCACACUGGUGAAAAGCCAUUCAAAUGUGACAUAUGUGACAAAGCAUUUGCAAUAGGUAAAUCACUGCAGGAUCACCGACGACAACACACUGGCGAAAGACCUUAUGAGUGCACUGAAUGUAAGCGAAGCUUCAGAAACUCUUCUGGGUUGAGUGAACAUCGCAAAACUCACAGAAAGCAAUAUGAAAGAGAGACUCUUGGCAAAAGUACCAAAAAGAAGCGUGGAGUAUCGCUCCUAAAGCAGCGCCACAGCUCUGAUGCAGCCAGAUGUAGUUUUUGUUGUAAAAACUUCUCAAACAAACAUAGGUUGCUUUCUCACAUCAAAAUGAUGCACAAGAAAGAUGUCCCUUAUCAGUGUGCCAAGUGCUAUAUAAACUAUUCCUCAAUGGAUUCUCUGUGUCUGCAUGUGAGUGCUGCUCACAGGUACACAAUACCACAACAAACUAUGAUGGUUCCAUCAUAUAACUGUUCAAGUUGUGUGUCAAAAUUUACCUCACAAGCAGCUUUGACCGAGCACAUGAAAGACACCGGCCACACUGACUUCAAAUGUGAUGUUUGUGAUCUGGCAGUUGAAGAUUUGGAGAAGCUCAUUGACCAUCGCUGGGACCACAUAACAGAAGGCCAAGUUAAGGAGAAAUGUAAAAAAUUAAACAAAACGUCUCUCUGCAAAGGGCCAAGAACUGUAGGUGGGAAUGGAAAAAAUAAUCAGAUCAAAGAUUAUAAUAUAAUAAAGAAGCAAAGAGAAGAAUUUUUUCCAGGAAAGUUGAGAGUAAUGACCAUCCUACCCAUUGAGGCUUUCAGAGAAUUAUCUGGAGAUACACCGAAUAAAGAUGACAAUAAUGAGACAACCGAGAGCCAGAAAUUGGAUGGGACAUCUGCUCUUCGGAAAAUCAGGAGAAUGUCCACGCACAACAUGGCACAUCCUGAUAGCCUCUCAGUAAUGACAAGCACAGAAUAUGUAUUUCGAAGUUGUAAUAAAGAGAAAAAUAAACGAAUGUCUCUGUUGGCUAACAAAAAACCCUCAAAACACCAUGAAUCAUUGAACAUGAAGCAAGUGCUCACAUAUGAUAGCAGAUCAACACCCCAGACACAAAUGGACAUAUCUCCAAGUUGCCCUAUUUCAAUACCCCAAACAGAACUACCCGCAUCAACAAGUUACCGCAGCUCGGCAUCAUUGCAAAAAAAGAAGGAAGAGGUAAAAACACUCCACACAACAGAUGAUCCUUUAUUUGUAGGUGGAGGUUCACAGGGAUGGGAUGCUCACUGGCUGGAUGAAGGCAUUGACAUAAUUUCUAUUUAAGAAAUUGUGCAAGUUAUUAAUUCUCAGACUUAAAUUAAUUAUUAUUUAUUUACAAAUAAGGACAUUGUCUGCUUGCAUUGAAUAUUUUUUCUUCUCUGUAAGAAGUGGCAGAGAAAGUAUGAUAGUUAACGUGUGUGUGUGUUAUUUCCAAAGUGUAAUUACUUAAGUGUAGUUACAGGAUGAGAGCUAUGCUCGUGGUGUCCCGUCUUCCCAGUACUCUUUGUCAUAUAACACUUUGAAACUACUGACAGUUUUGGCCUCCACCACCACCUCACUUUACUUGUUCCAACCGUCUACCACUCUGCAUGCAAAAGAAAAAGAAAAUCUGUGUAUGCACAAGCAUGCAUGUGUGUAAUUAUCUAAGUGUGUGAGUGUGUGCGUGUAUGUGUAAUGACCUCAUCUCAGAGUCUCUUGCUAAAAGCACUCAGUAAUGAUACCUUGUUAGUGAUUUUGUUUACAUAAGAACUAAUCUAAUUAGUUAAUAUGGAAAAUACUUGGUUAAUACUCAUCAAUAUAUAUUUUGUUUGUUUUACAGUACAGUAUUUGUUUUAUUUAUAUUAAAUCAGAUAUAUUUUAUAUAAUUGAACUAUAGUUUAUAUAUAGUAUAUUGAGACCUGUUAAUUUUGAAAAUGGCUGCUGCUGUCUGAUUAUAUUCCAAAAUAGGUUAAGGUAUUUUUAUUUUUAUAUCUUGAAAGAGAUUACAUUUACCAUUCAUGGACUGCAUUUAUUUUAUUAAAACAGCUGUAUUGUGUUCUGUUAAUAAUUAUGGUUUCUAAAAUAAAUGUGAUUGCCAACACAGCUGCAGUUCUUAAAGCAGCAAUUGUAUAUAAAACAGCUGUUUAUAAAACAUGUGGUCCCUAAACAGCUGUUUACAAUACAGAGCAAGAAGUUGGGCCCUGUGUGGAGCAGAACAUGAAGUUCCUAAAAUAUAGAAUGGUAAUAGUUUGCAUUCUAAUGACGUGCUAACAAAAUAUCCUUUACACUUGGCAUCAUAUUUCAAUCCAAACUAUCCUGACGUUCUAUCACUACCAAUUAUUUUGGUCAUGAAUUAUAAUGCACCUGACAUAGGUUAUCUAUUUAUAUGCUUUCUAUACUUGAGGCCAUUCAUGUUUCAAAAUUUUAGAAAAAAAAUCAAUGUUUUAACUCUGGACGUUUUUGGAAACUGAAACCAAGAAUAGCAUAAACUUUUCAGCAAACACUGUUCCGUUGCCUACAGUUAAUGAUUGUUCGCACAUUAUGGGGGUUUUCAGAGUUAACUGAAAAAUGGUACUAAGAAUAUUUUAGAUUUUUCUGAAGCAUUUUAAAUCAAUCUUUUGUGUCCAUUUGCAUAUAAAAAGUACAUAUAAUCAUAAAUAAAUACAAGAUAUAAAAUUAUUUGAAAAUCAAUGUUCUUUGUCAAUAAACAGAAAUACAAACCAAAAUUUAGUGUAAAUUAUUGUAAGUGCACUGCUCCUGCAUCCAAUGGUUUUAGGAUGACAUUUUGAGUGUUCUUUCAUAACAACGAUAUUGUGGGUAUUCUCUUGUUAAUAACAAUAAGAUUGUAAGUGUUCUCAUCACUAACAAUAAUAUUAUGUGUGUGUUUUCUCCUAACAUGAUGAACAUGUAAUUUUGCAGCAUCAGAUUGCCCCUUUUGGCUGUUCAUGACUGUAAUGUGUUUAAUCUCGGCAAUAUGUCAUCAUGUGUUACUAAGCAUACCAGGAUUGCAUUUGAUGCAAGACAUUAGUGACCAUGCUUUUUAUUAGUCUUUAUUUUAAUACACUAGCAAAUUUAUGUAUUUACUAGAUGGUGCACCUGGCAGUGUCUGGGUCUGUGUCUGUCUGUCUCUCCCCCUCUUCCAUUCUCCCUCUCUCCUUCUCUCCCAUUCUCCCUCUUUCUCUACCAUUCUCUCUCUUUCUCUCCCAUUCUCCCUCUCUUCCAUUCUCACUGAGCCAUGACACUGAACCACUACAGGUACUUCAGUGGUUAAGUAUCGAUACUACUUCAGCGCCAGAGAAAACUGUAUAGUUUUCAAGAAGUGCUAGACCAACUAGACUGUGGUAAAUACAUGGGCCUGUGGGGUGCUCCAAACAACAGUCUGUUGAACCAAGCUCUCAAGUCAAGCCUGGCCCCCCAGGCUGGACCUAUGGUAUUAGACGGACUCCCAGAAUCCCAUCCAAGUACAAUCCAGGUAAGCACCAUUUCACAAGCUGCCUCAAGUAUUGGUUCACCUCCAGCCUGCUCGUGAUGCGCCUAAGCCUGCUUUGUCUUUGGAUGAAGCAGGCUUAGGCGCAGGACCAAGCUUCAUGCUCUCCUCCAGAGAUGGGGUAAUUGUUCUUUUGACCCUGGUACAGUAGGUGUUUUGUUUGCAGCCAGCUCCUUUUCUGGUGAAAAACAAAUACUUUUGGAGCAGUCUUCUCAUUAUUGGUGCUUGGUUGGUUUGGCUGGGGUGGCAUCAUGUGUUAUGGCUACUCUGCCCAAUUACCUUCAUGUCACCAAUUCUGCUUCAGUGGAUACUUUGUGGGCAGAUACAGUGUCCUUGGUUCCAUGUUCCAUGACAUAUAUUUAGAACAUAAGAACAUAAGAAUGAAGGUAACUGCAGAAGGCCUAUUGGCCCAUUCAAGGCAGCAGCUAUUUAUAUCCACCCAAUCUCAUUCAUAUAUAUGUCUGACCUGCACUUGAAACAAUCAAGGGAUCCCACUUCUGUUAUGUAACGCAGUAAUUGGUUCCAGAAAUCAACAACCUUAUUACCGAACUAGGAUUUACCCAGGUCUUUCCUAAGUCUAAACUUAUCCAAUUUAUACCCAUUGUUUCAUGUUCUGUUUUGUGAUAAUACUUUUAAUACCUUAUUAAUAUCCCCUUUGUUAUGUCGAUUCAUCCACUUGUACACCUCUAAUUCUUUGCCUUUCUAGCAAAUGUAAUUUAAGGUUUGUCAAUCUUUCUUCGUAUGACAGGUUUCUAAUAUGGGGGAUUAACUUUGUCAUCAUGACACUACACUACAUUUUUCGUUCCAGAGUCGUUCUGGUUGGCGGACUGCCUGCUCUUCUCAAGGAAGCUCAGAUGCCGUUGCAGGUUUUCCUGGGGGACGAGUUGAGCAUCUCGAUGUUUGUUUGUUUGCCCCUGCACUUCUGCGGGAUGUUGGGGUGCAUUGCCCUCAACUGUGCGUGCGUCGUCUGCAUUGUUGACGCUGUUUGCGCCGCUUCUGCGGCAUGAGGUUUCGCAGGUUUUUGCUUCUUGACUUGUGUGUCGACAGGCAGUGCUUGCUUUUUCCUUGGAGUUCGCUUGGCCCCUGGCUCUUCUGAUGUCUGCACUUUUUCGUCCGCUGCUAUUUGCAAAGUCUGCAGUUGUGCAGUGUCUGCAGGCGGCUUCAUCUAGUUGCCGUCCUCGGUCCGGUUUGUUGGUUCUCCAGGGGGCUCGUGGGUGCACGCCUUCCUUCCCGGAAGGGUCGUGCCAAAGCUCGGGGUUCUUCCUGUCGUGGUAGGCCAGUGGUGCCAGAUUCUGGGCUGGCGCAGCCUUCGGUUCCGUCUGUUUCUGGUCAGCAGGGGGAUUGCCCUAUACGCUGUUUAGGGUCUCAUAAGGUGCGUCAGUCCUUUCACGGUUCGUUUCAUUAAUGGGGCAAUGGGGAAAAGGCUCGCUCUGUUCACUCGCGCCUGGUCCCACGAUUUGUGGGCGUUGUUUCGUGCGGGUUGCGGUGGCGUUGGGUGGCUCCUCCUCCUUCGGGGGGGAGGGGGGGGGAGGGUCUGGUGGGGGCGGGCCUCUUCUCCUUCGUUCUGUAGAGUCCUCUUGGAGUGGGUUCACUUGGCCGUGGUCAAAACCACCUCAUUUCUCUGGUGGGUUCUCGCCUGUUUCCGGCACCGACACGGGGCUGUGCGGACCUCCAGUUCAUUCUAGUCUAUUCCCGUCUAGACCCAUGGGUUUCUUGCCCCUCCUAUUGAAUGACUACUGUCUCAGGUCUGUCUUCUGUUGGAGUCGGCAACUUGGAUGGUGUUCCUCGACCUCUAAGGCACGUAUUGGCUUGUCCCAAAUCAUCCAGGGGUUCCGGGACUUGGUCGGUUUGGUUGUGGGGCGUCCAGGUUACCACCUUCGUUGCCUUCCAAUCUACUUGUGUCUGGUGCCUCGUGUUUUCACACACCUUCCUCGGGUCGUGGUGGCCCGCCUGCAUCUGUUAGGUGUUCGGGUUCUGGCCUCCCUCGACGACUGGCUGGUUUGGGCUCCCAGCCGGUCCGCGUGUUUGCUUGGUUCUUUCCCGGCUCGCCGGGUUUGGGUUCCUGGUGGCAUGGCGGAAGUCCCAUCUGGUUCCCUCUCAGGUUCGGGCUUAGCUGGGUCUUGUGUGGGACACUCGGACUGCUUCCUUGUCUCUUCCUCUGGCAGCUCUGCUUCGCUUGCAUUCCUGUCUUCGUCUGUUUCUGAGGGGCUCCUGGGUCGCUCGGGGGUUUGGGUGAGAGCCUGAAAUUUGCCGUAGUGGUCUACCCACCGGGUUGAGUGUGGCUUUGUCGGCUGUUCUGGUUCCUUCAGCGGACAUCCCUUACCCUGUCAGCCUCUCACAACCGCUGGGUUCGGCCUCCGGGGGCUUGGCGUUGGUUGCUGCAUCACCGGCUUCCUCUUCGUGUAUUUCGGGGUUCAGUGCCUUGGCACCUAUCCGAGCCCUCGCUCAACAUGUUCACAGACACGUCGUCUCUGGGCUGGGGCUUUGUGACCAGUGCUUACCAGACCAGGGACAGUGGACUCUGUCCUUUCGUCGGGCUCAUAGCACGAUGCAGGGGUUCGCGGCUGUGUGGAUUUCACUCUGGAGGAUUCGGGUCGCUCGUGGAUCGACGAUCAGGCUCCAUUCAGUCUGUUCCCCGGUGGUUCAUUGCCUGAACCACGGGGGGUUCACUGCGGUCCUUGAUUUUUUGGGGCUGGUCGCAUUGGGUGACUCGUCUGCUGAAUUCUCGGGUUUUGGCUCUCCUGGUGGUUCACAUUCGGGGGGUGUACAAUGUCCUGGCGGACGGCCUAUCCCAGUUCAUUCCCUUUUCCACGGAAUGGACGGUCGACGCUUACUCAUUCAGUUGGCUCUGCCGGACGUUCGGGCCUCCAGAAGUGGAUCUUUUCACGUCAGCGUGGUUGAGGUGUCUUCCAGUAUACGUGGCGCCCUUCCCCAACAUCGGGGUCGAUGCCUUCAGGCAGGACUGGGCGAGGUGGUAUACCUAUACCUCUUUCUCCCGGUUCAGCUGUUGCUCCAGGUCUUGGCUCGCUUGGAGACUUAACAGGGAAGAGUUGUCCUUCUGGCUCCUUGGUGGCCGGCCCAACCUUGGUUUCAGGUGCUGCCUGCUCGGUGGUUUUUCAGUACUGUUUUUUUACUCCUGCCAUCACACUGAGCAUAGCCUAUGAAAUUUCAGUCGCCACGUUUAGUCUAAACUUACAUUCCACACACUGUGAUAUGAGUAGUACUGUAAUUCAUUGUUCCAUACCACCCUUCAUUCAUUUACAGGAUACUUCUUUCAUUCUUUCACUCGUGCUCUUGCAAUGUUUACAUCAUUCCAGUCUUUAAUCUUGCUCCUUUCAGCUUUGUUUCACAUAAACCUUGUGCAUCAAAUCUGCUCUCCUUAUAAACUCUCACCACUUCCAGCUUGCUUAAUUUUGUUGUUUAUUCCUUUUAACAUUCCACACUCAUACAAGCCUAACUUAAUUUUCUAGGAAUUAGCAAGGUGUGCCUCGCACUGCCAAAUCCAAUUUUGCCCUUUCUGGAAAGGAAUUUGAGAAGGUGAGUCUCCAGCAUUCUAUAUGAUCAAAAACAUAUCACGGGCUUAAAUCACAAAAGUUGUGUGUUUUGUGAAGUUAGAAAGGGAAUGUUAUAAAUUAAUUCUGUUAUGAAACUUUCCAUUGGUAUCAUCUACAACUCGAGCAGCACAGUUAAACUUUAAGCAUUGUCCUCCCAUUAGAGGAAAGUGUACAGUGUACUAUUUAUAGGAAUAACAUGAACACUAUGUUCUUAUAUAAGUAUAUUAUAUGAAUGGCUGUCUUUGUUUAUAAAAUGUGAAGAAAAUGCUGUAUGCCAGAUGUCAUUUCUGUAUUUUAGUAGCACAGUGAAUAUUUGAAAAUGACUCUUGGUGAAUGUACUGUUUAACAAAGAGUUGAUCUGGACAGUUUUAUGGCUCAGUUGUCACAAAUAGUAUGAGUCUUCACAUUUACUGAUGUUUGCUCACUUUAUCAUGGAUGAUAAUUUCCAGUGCAAAAUGUGUAAUACAAGUUUUUAUAAGGGCGAGUGUAUGGAAAUCUUUUAGCAUAAAUGUUUGGAAUGCUAGUUCUUUGUACUAUUUAUGUAUUUUAGCUUCACAACGGGUCAUGUACUAGUUGCUUUAGUGCCAAGAACAUGAUAAACACUGGUAUUACAGUAGACAUGUCUCUGGAUGUACUGCAAUCCUUAUUGACAAAUGGUAUUAAAUAUUACUUAGGUUCUUCUUCUUUGUACAGUGGGAUACAGCACACUUAAUGCAAAUAGUUGCAGAGUAUUUGUUGUGAACUUAUUAAAAUGUGUGUAAAGUUGUGUUUUGUGAUCCCAUUGUGAAAGUCAUGAUAGAUUUAGAUCCUAGGUAGGUGCUACAUUUAGAUGAACAAUGUAAAGAUAUGUGCAAUAUAAAUGCAAACUGUUACCUUAUAAUGAUUAUGAUGAAUUAUUUCUUGAAUGGAACUGUAUGUUAGUAAAUAUUUUUUUCCAGGUACACCAAAGUGUUUUGCUAAAGAAAUUUGAAAGGCAUGUCAGUUUACUGAUUUUAAUGAAAUUCAAAACCAUCUUCGUGAUGGGGAGUUUGGGGUCAACACUCUUAUUUUUGUAAUUCCACUUCUGUACUGUACUAACUUGUUUAUCUGCUAAACAAAAUUUCCAUGAGCACAUAUGUACAUGAAGGUGUAGCAUGAACAUGGGAAUAGGCAUCUGUACUCACCUAGUUGUGCUUGCGGGGGGUUGAGCUGUGGCUCUUUAGUCCCGCCUCUCAAUCAUCAAUCAACUGGUGGGAUCUGUGCACUAGUGCUGGUGGUUCUUGGUGCAACUGAGAUUGUGCAUCUUCAGCUUUCACUUCAAAUUUUGUAAUAUGGGUCAUGAGAUAUUGACUUUUGUAGAAUCAAUAAUACAUAACAGUAUGGUAGUUAUAUGCUGUACUUUCUCAACUUGCUGAUAAAAUUUGUCAAACAUCAAGAACAUUUUAGCUCAGUCUUCCCACUUUCUGUGAACUACUUUAGAAAAUUGUUAUACAGUAUGAUUGAGCUCAGCUCACUGAUGGCUUAAAACCUGUCACUGGGUAGAAUUAUGUGCAUAUUUCCAAUAGUAUUGUCAUUUGAAAGGUGUGUAGUUGGUUUAAUUUUAAACUUGGUGAUUAGGAAGGAAUAUAAGGUCCAUGUGCUGGAAACAGCCUCAGCUUUAAGAAUCUUAUGUGUGCCAUUUUCCAAAAGUAUAGUGUAUGAUAGGCACAGUAGUCAAUUUUAUGGCCAUUUUGUUUUUAUACACAAGUUGCACAUGGCUCAAUUCCUUGCUGAUCACUGUACACUUGAGGUGUAUUACUUGUUAGGUUCAUACUGCCCAAUUCUACCUUGUUAGUUGCUAUAGGUGUUCCAGUACUGUAUGCAUUUGUUAUAAAAAUAAAUGUCUGAAUUAU
Molecule: messenger RNA, 9820 nt
Organism: Procambarus clarkii (red swamp crayfish)
Lineage: Eukaryota; Metazoa; Arthropoda; Malacostraca; Decapoda; Cambaridae
Source: RefSeq, a predicted model, not a curated record